Clonostachys rhizophaga is the source of this 270-nucleotide messenger RNA. The record is from the annotation of a GenBank genome assembly. NCBI's taxonomy places the organism in Eukaryota, Fungi, Ascomycota, Sordariomycetes, Hypocreales, Bionectriaceae.
AUGCCUCUGAUACGCCUGGGGACUGCCUCACCAAGCACCCAGUCCACCACGGCCGAGACCCUCCGCCUCCUCUCCUCCAUCGCCCGCCGCGCCUCCGCCCAGAGCAUCGAUAUCCUCCUCCUCCCCGAGGCCUUCAUCGGCGGCUACCCCCACGACCGCGUCAACAAGACCCGCGAGGCCUUCGCCGAGUACUUCGACCAGGCGGUCGACCUCGGGGACACGGCCGGGGGCGCGGGGGCCGGCGACGCCUGGGCCCACAGGGAGCUGGGC